AUGAGGGCCGAGACACGGUGUGGAUGCCAUGCAAGGAUGCUACUCUGCAUGGACGAUGAAUCAGGACGUUGGCACGUUGCGUACUUUUCAGAUGCGCAUAACCACCACGUUCUUGAGUUGCGAUUUUCUUCCAUGCUCCCGGGCCAUCAGAGGAUGAGCGAAGCGUACAUCGAGCAGAUGAACGACAUGCGCAAAGGGGGCAUUGGCGUCUCCCAAAUCCACGGUUUUAUCGCGAGCUUGGCCGGCGGGUAUCAUAAUGUCCCGUACACAACAAGGGACAUGCACAAUGUAAAUGCGAAGCAAAGAAGGGAGGAUGGCCUAGAUGUGGAAUCAUGCUUAAGCCAAAUUGAUUACCAGGUGUUUGGAGACGUGGUUGCAUUUAAUGCAACGUACCAGAAAAACGUUUACCUUUCACCUCUUGUAGUAUUCUCCGGUGUGAAUCACCACAACCAAACGGUUGUCUUUGCCGCUGCACUGGUGGCAGACGAGAAAAAAGAGACCUAUGUCUGGCUGCUUCAGCAGUUGCAAACUUCAAUGAAAGGGAAGGCUCCCGUGUCCAUAAUAAUCGACGGUGACAGGCAAAUGAAGUCUGCGAUCGAGCAAGUUUUUCCAGAGGCUCACCAUCGACUCUACACUUGGCAUCUACUCCGAAACGCCACGAGCAACAUCGGAAAGCCCAAAUUCACCAGUAUGUUUAGGGAUUGCAUGCUUGGCGACUACGAGGUCCGAACAUUCCAAAGAAAGUGGUUUGAGAUGGUUGAGAAAUUUGGCGUCGCCGAUAAAAGAUGGGUGCGAGGGCUUGCACAUUGUGAUAUCACGGUGGUGGCUGAUUUCGAGUGUGCAGAGGGUAACCUUGUUAUGACCACCAACCUGAAACAGCUAGAGCAGAGUGCAGCCGACAACUACAUUCGUGCGAUAUUCUAUUUGUUUGUUCCCAUUCUUGACAGGGCCUGUGCAAUGAAGGUGGUUGACUCUGAAGACAACGGUUCCUAUUUUAUCCACACCGUCUCUUGA
Molecule: messenger RNA, 1014 nt
Organism: Arachis stenosperma
Lineage: Eukaryota; Viridiplantae; Streptophyta; Magnoliopsida; Fabales; Fabaceae
Product: protein FAR1-RELATED SEQUENCE 5-like
Exons: 4
Coding region: 1-1014 (337 amino acids)
Biological process (GO): regulation of DNA-templated transcription
Source: RefSeq, a predicted model, not a curated record